Molecule: messenger RNA, 546 nt
Organism: Cladophialophora yegresii CBS 114405
Lineage: Eukaryota; Fungi; Ascomycota; Eurotiomycetes; Chaetothyriales; Herpotrichiellaceae
Exons: 1
Coding region: 1-546 (181 amino acids)
Source: RefSeq, a predicted model, not a curated record
AUGGCAUUCAACCCAAAAAACCUACAAUACAACAAACAAGAACCAGCCUUCCUCCGCAAACUGAAAGGGGAGUUUGGUGGUCUUGAUGGAAGACACAACGUCCAGAUCGCUCGACCAAAAAAGGACAGGUUGAAGACCGGCGAUGACGAUGAAGAUGAGCCGGUGAUCGUUGAUGAGCAAGGUGAAAGGAUUGAAAAGGCCGAGUUUGAGCGGCGGGUCAAUGGCGAGGGCGAGGACGAGGGUUACACGCCAGCCACGACAGAAGAUCCCAAAGUCUCGGAGCUGGGAGCCGAGCAAGGCACAAAGCAAUCUGAGCGGCAGAGAGUCGCCGAAAUCGGCUCUUCGGCGACAGCAAAGAAGAGGAAGCUUGGGAAAUUUGUUGGUGGAGAGGGCGAGAAUCAACCAAGUGAAAGCGACAAAGACGACAAGCAGAGACGCUUAGCAAAGGGGCAAACCGAUGAAGUCCAUCCAGCCCAGAAAGCUGCCACCGCGCCAAAGAAAAAAGGGAAGAAGAUUAAGUUGUCCUUUGACGAGCCUGAAUCAUGA